AGGCAGUGACACAUUUUGCACAUACCACAAAGACAAUGAGGUGCUUCACUGCGAUUCUGCUCGCCACGGCUGUGAUCACACUGCACAUCACAGUUGUGGUUGGAGAUGACAUAAUCAAUGGGAAAAAAGCUUCAAAAAAUUCUUUGCAAUAUAUGGUAUCGGUGCAGGUCAACAAAAAACAUGAAUGUGGAGGAUUUCUAAUAUCUCCUAAAUAUGUGCUCACAGCUGCACACUGUGAAAGUAAAGAGAUGACUGUUGUUCUUGACAACCAUGAUAUUUCUCCACGGAAGAAUCUAGACAGAUACAAUGUGGUUCGAAAAUUUAUACCAAAAACGUUCAAAGAUGUUAAGACAGGCAAUGACAUCAUGCUUCUAAAAAUUUCUAGGGAAGCAGUUUUGGGAAAAAAAUUGAAGACAGUGAAAAUCCCAGAUGAACACCAGAGAAUUACACACAAAACCCAGUGCUUGGUCGCUGGAUGGGGUUCUACUAAACAGCGUAAAGAAGUUAAUGAACUUCUGGCCUUGAAUGUAUCAACUGUUGACAUCCACGACUGCAAGGAAGCAUGGAAGAAAUACAAACAGAACAUAACAAAACUUCCACCGAACAUCAUCUGUGCUGGAGGAUAUAAACAGAACGGAGGAGUGUGCUUGGGUGAUUCAGGAGGUCCAUUGGUGUGCAAUUCAAUGGCAGUGGGUAUUGUCUCCUUCAACAUAAAGGGCUGCAAAUAUCCUGAUGUACCAAAUAUCUACACUGAUAUUUCAAAACAUGUACGUUGGAUCAAAGCAAUGAUGAAGAAGAAAGAAAAUUAAGACUUUCCUGUUCACUGCAUUUUGCUUAAAUAUACAAUAACGGCCCAAAUAAAUUGUUUUGCUAAUGA
Ctenopharyngodon idella (grass carp) is the source of this 877-nucleotide messenger RNA. RefSeq names its product mast cell protease 1A-like. Gene Ontology annotation, molecular function: serine-type endopeptidase activity. Gene Ontology annotation, biological process: proteolysis. The coding region runs from base 36 to 809 and encodes 257 amino acids. The transcript is spliced from 5 exons. NCBI's taxonomy places the organism in Eukaryota, Metazoa, Chordata, Actinopteri, Cypriniformes, Xenocyprididae. The record is from RefSeq and is a predicted model, not a curated record.